GAAUUUUUCCAACCCGCAACUAAAGAAGGCCACCAAACGGCCAAACCCCACCGUCCGUCUCCAGCGCGCGAUCCACCCAUCAAAAAGCACACCCUCUCUUUCUCUCUCUUACCGUGUUCGAUUGCUUGACCGGUGGAUCACCGCCGCGGCCUUUCGCUCCCCUCGCUCUCUCCGCCGGAUUCCGAGAUCCGUUCCCCUCGGCGGGAAGAACCCCCCGGCCGGCCGGAGCCAUGUGGCGGUCGCUCUGGCGAUCGAUCGAUCGCUUCUCUCCUCAGUACUUCAAAUAUGUUGUCAAUGAGUUGCGGGGAAUCAAGGUUGUAGAUAGGAGUAACAGGGAGAUGGUAAUAGAUUUGAUGCAGUCUAUUGUAGAGACAGUCACCUACGGAGAUAGGCACGAUCCAUUGAUUUUCGAAUACUUCAUGGAAUACCAAGUUAUGGCAGAGUUUGUCCGUGUCUUAAGGAUCGGCAAAAAUUCAAGGAUAGAGGCGACUUUGCUUCAGUAUCUGAGCAUAAUGAUUCAGAACAUUGACAGUGAGCAAGCGACAUAUUAUUGUUUUAGCAAUGACUACAUUAACAACAUCAUAGCACACCCAUAUAAGUUUGAUGGAGGGGACUUGGCUCCAUAUUACAUAUCGUUUUUAAGAGCAGUGAGCAGCAAAAUAAACAGAGACACACUCUGCCUUCUUGUGAAAGUCGAUGGGGACAAUGUAAUUUCCUUCCCCCUGUAUAGUGAAGCUCUUAAAUUUGCUAGACAUGGGGAAAAGAUGAUCCAGACAGCUGUACGCGCAUUGAGUCUCAACGUGUACAAUGUCAGUGACGAUAUGGUCUUCCAAUUUCUAACAAGUCCGCCAUUAUCAAAUUACUUCUCAGAUUUGGUGCAGAGUUUAAAAGAGCAAUGCAUACGUUUAGAUACUAUUGUGCAUGCCAACAACGAGAAAUCCCCUCAAGGAAGAAUAAAGGAGUUACAGUUGGAUGCUGACAAGGUAGUAGAUGAUCUUUACUACUUGAAGGACAUAAUAUCCGUUGGUGAAUUGCGGCUGAGCAGAUGUGUUAUGGAAAAUCUUCUCAAGUUGCUUGUCCUUCCUGCCUUACUCUCAUUAUUGCAGCUUGAGGAGAAAAGCGACUCAAGUUUUUCUGCCGUCACUUCUCUCUACAUAGUUUCUCGUCUUCUUCAAGUUGUUGGCGGGAUAUCUUUGAUUAAUUUUGUUGCUGGCGUUAUUUUAUAUCCUUAUUUGGCCUCAAGCAAGGAAGAUGCUGCUCAAGGAAACAACUGUAAUGGAACUAGUGGCAGUGAUUCAUUUUCGAGAUACAUUUCUAAGCUGGAAGCAGUUGUAUAUGCUGAUUUUGAUUCUGAAGGAACAAAAAAUAUCAACGGAGAAAAUUCUCUUGGUUGCCUGGUGGGGUGCGAAUCAUGUGAUUCUCCUUCAGCUAAAAGGAAUGGAAUACUUGGAUAUGUAUUCUCUGACAAUCCCACUCUGUUGUUAUCAUCUCUGUACUUGUUGCUCAUCUUAGCAGAAAAUGAAGAUUGUGACGAUUUUCUCAGUAGAAUGAUCAAGUCAAUUGUACUCCCGCAAGAAAAGAUUGUCGAUGUGCUGUUGAAAGUGCUAGCAAAUCCACAAGUUACUGUACUAACAUUCCAGCAGACAGGGUGGUUCCUGGAAAAGUGGUUGCGUUGUCAAGGAAUGAAGCUUGGGAAUGAUAGCUCCAUGCUUUUUAAUACUUCAUAUGAGCAAUCCCGUGAACGACUUCAAAAAGAAUUUGAUGGACCCUGGUUCGAUUACAUCCCUGAUACUCUGAGAAAUGAGUGGGAGAGCUGCAAAAAAGAUCUUGAGGAGCCCGUAAACCGGAAAGACCCCCUUUUCACACUAGAGCUUCACAUCAACCAGCAGAAAGACGACAGCUGUGCAGCAACUUCUUCAGUUUCUUGGCAAAAGAUGGUAGAUGCAGUGAAGGCUUUUGUUCUGCAUCUUCAGCUCAAGGCAUUGAUUUGGAAGCAAGAUCGACCUGAUAAACUGGUGCUUGCUGUGGAAACUCUUUCCACUUCUGAAUCCUGGAAAACACGUUCUUCGGAUCAUUCAUCUGCAAAUUUUGGGGCAGAGGUUGCUCUAGGAUCAGCAUUCUCUUGCAGAAUUGCAUUUUCAAAUGCAGGGAUUCGUGACAUCUACGUGAUACCCGUCUCUAAGGGGAAAAGUGGCAAACUGCUUCUUAUGGAGAAACAUCCAUUCCGGACUCAAAAGGGGGUCGUAAUUGCUAUUGCUCCACUGCCUGGUUUAAGUCAGCCGAAGAUAGAGAAGGAACAUCCUACAUGGUUGCACCUUCAGAUAAGAGAGUUUGAUCCCCGAUUUGAUUCAAGCAAGACGAAAAGCCACCAUUUAAAGAGGUCUAAUCAUGUCACAGAUGGGAGGUGGACACUGGGUUUUCCCAAUGCAGAGGCUUGUAAGGCAGCUCAGUUGAUGAUACUUGAGGAAACAAGCAGGCAGAGAUCAUUCGUUGAACGGCAACUUGCACUGAUGCUCCGGGACAAUGCUCUUGUAGAUUAAGUAGACACUCAGGGUAAUUGAUGCUCUGUUGCUAAAUUGCAGUAGGCUUGUACAUUAGGUCGCUAACUAAAUUCUUAGUUCUCUCUUUUCCCUCUUGUCCCGUCUCUUUCUUGCCCCUACCCUGUUCAGAGUUUUGAUGUGUCAACUCGGUACCAGUUUUGCUGUAUAGUAUAGUAUAAUCCUCAUCACAAACAAUGCCACCUGUAAUAUAUUGUUUGUGUCCGGCCAUCACGGAAUCAUGGAUUAUUCCUUAUGUUCCCUUCUUAUCUAUAGAGCAUUACUAUGACUAAGAGCAGAGACAUUCGGAUUCACACUUUGUAUUUACUUCUGUUUUUGGAUCGACAUGCUAAUAAUGUCAAGACUUCCUAUUUGAAUUGCA
Eucalyptus grandis is the source of this 2919-nucleotide messenger RNA. RefSeq names its product protein TRANSPARENT TESTA 9. The transcript is spliced from 19 exons. The record is from RefSeq and is a predicted model, not a curated record. Gene Ontology annotation, biological process: endosome to lysosome transport; endosomal transport; regulation of autophagosome maturation. Lineage: Eukaryota; Viridiplantae; Streptophyta; Magnoliopsida; Myrtales; Myrtaceae. Bases 231 to 2540 code for a protein of 769 amino acids. Gene Ontology annotation, cellular component: late endosome; endolysosome membrane.